Messenger RNA from Yamadazyma jaroonii, 2109 nucleotides. Lineage: Eukaryota; Fungi; Ascomycota; Pichiomycetes; Serinales; Debaryomycetaceae. The record is from the annotation of a GenBank genome assembly.
AUGAACAACGAUAAAAUGGAUCAGGAUCCUCCUUAUGAUUCAAGUCAAUACUAUAUGAAUGUUGACGUCGAUAACAAUCAUCAUAUGGGGAAUUUGAACACAUCUCCAACGUUCAAUAAUCAUCGUUUUGGUAAUAUCAGCGUUGAUUCUCAUUCAUCAUUCAAACCUCCUACAGUGUUUCAAUUACCAAAUCAUAGUACCAGCAAUUUAUCUGAUAAUAGUUCAUUACAAUCCAUACAUUCACCUAGUCAGAAUUUCAAUAGUUAUUAUAACGAUGAAGUCAUACAUCAACAAUUUGCCCAACAACAAUAUUAUGGACAAGAAUUUGAUGAUGAGGUAAGAGAAGAACAAAUGAGAGCUGAACAAAUGAGAGCUGAUCAGUUAAAAGCUGAACAAAUGAGACAAGAACAGAUCAGGCAGGAACAAUUAAGACAAGAGCAUAUGAGACAAGAACAAUUACGAGCUGAACAGAUGAGAGCUGAACAAUUAAGACAAGAACAAAUGAGAGCUGAGCAAUUGAGACAAGAACAAUUGAGACAAGAACAGUUGAGACAAGAACAAUUACAACAACAAGAAAUGGAAAGAAGACAUGAAGAGAAAGCUCAAGAAGAAAGAGAGAGAAAAGUUCAAGUGGUUGCAUCACCAUCAGUUCAACUUGAUAAUAAAUCAUCUUCUUAUGUAUAUUUCAAUCGUCAACCUGAACUCCUUUCAAAAUUUACUCAAGAUAAAUCAUCAGCCAUCAAAUUAAAAUUGGAAAAUUACUAUCAAAUGUCCAUUAGUCAUGCCAUUGAAAGAAAUCAAAGAAGACUUGAUUUAGAACAUAAAUUAACUACUGAAGAGGCUGGAUCAUCAGAAGAACGUAAAAAUAGACAAUUACAGAACUUGGGUAAGAAAGAAUCACAAUUUUUAAGAUUACGUAGAACCAAAUUGAGUUUGGAAGAUUUCAUUACGGUUAAAGUCAUUGGUAAAGGGGCUUUUGGUGAAGUUAGAUUGGUUCAGAAAAAAGAUACAGGGAAAAUUUAUGCUAUGAAAACAUUACUAAAAUCCGAAAUGUAUAAGAAAGAUCAAUUGGCUCAUGUUAAAGCUGAAAGAGAUGUUUUAGCAGGAAGUGAUUCUCCUUGGGUUGUUUCAUUAUAUUAUUCAUUUCAAGAUUCUCAAUAUUUAUACUUAAUUAUGGAAUUCUUACCGGGAGGUGAUUUAAUGACAAUGUUGAUUCGUUGGCAAAUUUUCACUGAAGAUAUCACUAGAUUUUAUAUGGCUGAAUGUGUUUUGGCUAUUGAAGCUAUUCAUAAAUUAGGUUUUAUUCAUAGAGAUAUCAAACCUGAUAAUAUCUUGAUAGAUAUCAGAGGUCAUAUUAAAUUAUCUGAUUUUGGUUUGAGUACAGGUUUCCAUAAAACUCACGAUUCUAAAUAUUAUAAGAAAUUAUUAGAUAAAGAACCAGCUAAGAACAAUUAUUUAAAUCCAAAAGAUACAGUUAAGAGUAGGAAUUCCAUGAUGGUUGAUGCGAUUCAUUUAACUAUGUCUAAUCGUCAACAAAUGCAAACAUGGAGGAAAAGUCGAAGAUUAAUGGCAUAUUCCACUGUGGGGACUCCUGAUUAUAUCGCGCCUGAAAUCUUUAUUCAUGAAGGUUAUGGACAAGAAUGUGAUUGGUGGUCUUUAGGUGCUAUUAUGUUUGAGUGUUUGAUUGGAUGGCCCCCAUUUUGUUCAGAAACUCCUCAUGAGACUUACAGAAAGAUCCUUAAUUGGCAAGAAACAUUGCAAAUCCCUGAAGAUAUCCAUUUAUCGCCGGAAGCCGAAGAUUUAAUCAAGAAAUUAUUAACUAGUAGUGAGAAUAGGUUAGGUAGAUAUAAUGGAGCCGAUGAUUUGAAACGUCAUCCAUUUUUCCGAGGGGUGGAUUGGGAAACUAUCAGAAAAGUCGAUGCUCCAUUUAUACCCAAACUUAGAUCUAUCACUGAUACGAGAUUUUUCCCAACAGAUGAAUUGGAGAAUGUUCCUGAUGCUCCAGCUCCAGGAAAAAUUGAAGGAGGUAAAAAUGUUAAAGAGGAUUUACCUUUCAUUGGAUACACUUAUAGUAGGUUUGAUUAUUUAACUAGGAAGAAUGCAUUAUAA